Molecule: messenger RNA, 1770 nt
Organism: Caenorhabditis sp. 36 PRJEB53466
Lineage: Eukaryota; Metazoa; Nematoda; Chromadorea; Rhabditida; Rhabditidae
Source: the annotation of a GenBank genome assembly
AUGGUUUUCGUGUGUCUCCUCCGAUUGAGAUGCUUCACAAAGGCAUACAGAACCACGUUUUACACUAUUCUACUGCAACAUGUAGGUCCUUAGGUUACUUCAAAAGUUUGUUUGAAAGUUUAGUGCAUCGCCGACAUCGUCGCCAUGCUCGUUUUCAUUGUCAUCUGGGGUCUCCGAAUGCUGCCGGGCCUCAAUCAAUUCUACUUUGAAUACCAAGAGUUCUACAUCGCCGCCGGCACCUACAACUCCAUUUACUAUUUUCUUUACAUCCGAUGCGCCGGAAUCGUCUUUCUUUCCCUCCACAGAUACCUUGUCAUCUCUGCGCCAACGCAUCGAUUAACCGCGAAGAUUCAAGAAGCUGCCACGUGGCAGAUUGUCGCCGUCUACUGGAGUGUUCCCACUCUGAUCAGUCUGGUUGUGCUCAAAGACACCGACUUCUAUUAUGAUUCACUGGAAACUAUGCAAGUGGUGGCGCCGAGAGAUGUGAUCACUGUGAGUUUGAACUAAACUUCAGAGCUGAGAAUUUCUUUCCAGCGAAACACUCUGAUGGCAUUGAUAAUAGUUGCUCUCACAUGCCUUGUCUGUGUCCUUUCUUACGUCGCUCUGUGGAUAUUCCUCCGAAAGAACACUGCAGGAUUCUCAAAGUACCGUAAAUACUGUUAACAUCUCAUGAGUCAGAAGAGAAUCAAAAAGUUGUCAACUGAUUGUGAACAUUUUAUUAGUUGACCACUUUUUGAUAUCUUUGCCGGCAGCUGAGAUACAUCGUGUUCCAGUGUCUCCAGAUCGCUCAAACGAGAAAUGCAUCUGGCAUUCCAAGUUCUGGCUCUCCUUUGCGCAUUUUUCGUGAUGUUUGUCUACUACAUUCUCCAGAAUUACUUCUCCCAAACGCAAAACGUACGUGAGAUAUCCAAGAGUUCUCACGGAAGUAAGUGCAGAAGGUUGUUUACAGGCCGGCCCCAUCUACACAAUGCGUGCUCUUUAUCCGAUCGCCAACGGCAUCCUCUCCUACAUCAAUCCGUUCUGCGUCCUUUUGCUCAAUCGCGACUUUGCCCGGCAGUUUGGGAGAACUCUCAAGUGUAAGGGAAUGAGAGUUGUGAGUGGGAACUGGGAAAGAAAGAAGAAAUGAUGGAAUGGGUUGCAGAGCGAAGUGCACAUCUCUACGAUCAACUCGAAUUCGGCUCGUCAAAGUUACAUUUGACUUCUACUUUUCAAUGAUGAAAAUAAAUGAAGUUCUUUUCGGAAUUCCAUGAUUCUCCCAUCGAAACCAGCUGAUCGGUCACAAUGACUCAGCCGAACAGCUGCUUUGCUGUUCUCCCCCUCCUGCAGAAUCUUCCAGACAUCUUCAUCGCAUACGGAGAGAAUUUGAAAAAACGGAGGGCGGAGAAGUAUUUGCCAUUCUGUCCAACUAACCGUCUUUCCUGCGAGCACGCGACAGAAAAAUUCGGCCAGAUUGCGAACAGCGCGCCCUUUCUGUCCGGUGCCCCAAUAACAGUCUCUGCUCCUGUUUGAAUUCGUAAAAACUAAUAAUUAUCUGCUGUCUUCGCAAAACAAAGCGCAAUUUUUCAGCGUAUCGACGAACAUUUCGCCGUUUUGCACGAAGGCGCCGCGGAUACCGAGACGCGUGCUCGAAGAAAAGGCGGUUAGUUGGACAGAAUGACAAAUACUUCUCCGCCCGCCAUUUUUUCAGAUUCUCUCCGUCCGCCAGUCGACGAAUGCGAGAAAGAUGUGGUGCUCUCGCUCAAAGGGGAUAGGCCUAUCAAAAUCAGCUGA